This is a messenger RNA of Podarcis raffonei (Aeolian wall lizard), 2749 nucleotides long. It is a transcript of the gene PSEN2, whose product is annotated as presenilin 2. The transcript is spliced from 11 exons. Gene Ontology annotation, cellular component: ciliary rootlet; lysosomal membrane; perinuclear region of cytoplasm. Gene Ontology annotation, molecular function: aspartic endopeptidase activity, intramembrane cleaving. The record is from RefSeq and is a predicted model, not a curated record. Gene Ontology annotation, biological process: amyloid-beta metabolic process; amyloid precursor protein catabolic process; Notch receptor processing. Lineage: Eukaryota; Metazoa; Chordata; Lepidosauria; Squamata; Lacertidae. The coding region runs from base 108 to 1478 and encodes 456 amino acids.
AGGUGAAGAAGUCCUGGAACUCGUGGCUUCGGGUCGCGGCAGAAUCCGGCCGGCCGGGCGGCGCGACCCAGCCAGGUGAGGGUAAGGUUCUCUGUGGAGGAGGAAGCAUGAUCACCUUCAUGAACAACUCAGACAGCGAGGAGGAACCCUGCAACGAGAGAACGUCCUUGAUGUCGGCUGAGAGCCCCCUUCUGCCUUCUUACCAAGAUGACACACAAACACCAGAAGCAGGAGAAGCACUCACGCACAGGAAAGGGCGUCCCGGCAGCAGUGGGAGCUCCAACAAAACUGCUGAUGGAAACGCGGCCGACACGGAAAGAAUAGCCAGAGUGCUCGCUGCCGUGGAUAGCGAGGAGGAAGAGCUGACCUUGAAAUAUGGAGCGAAACAUGUGAUCAUGCUGUUUGUGCCUGUCACGUUGUGCAUGGUUGUGGUCGUUGCAACCAUAAAGUCUGUGCGGUUUUACACCGAGAAGAAUGGACAGCUGAUUUAUACCCCAUUUACGGAAGACACACCCAAUGUGGGCCAGCGUCUUUUGAACUCUGUGCUGAAUACCAUAAUCAUGAUCAGUGUCAUAGUAGUAAUGACGAUCUUCUUGGUUCUAUUAUACAAGUACCGUUGUUACAAGUUCAUUCAUGGCUGGCUCAUUCUCUCAUCUCUGAUGCUUCUGUUCCUCUUCACCUACAUCUACCUUGGUGAAGUGCUAAAGACCUACAAUGUGGCCAUGGAUUAUCCCACCCUGUUCUUCUUCAUUUGGAAUUUUGGAGCCGUUGGGAUGAUUUGCAUCCACUGGAAGGGGCCCUUGCACCUCCAGCAAGCCUAUCUCAUCAUGAUCAGUGCCUUGAUGGCUUUAGUCUUCAUUAAGUAUCUGCCUGAGUGGUCAGCCUGGGUCAUUCUGGGAGGCAUAUCGGUUUACGACUUGGUGGCUGUCUUGUGCCCAAAGGGGCCGCUCAGGAUGUUAGUGGAAACAGCGCAAGAGAGAAAUGAGCCCAUAUUUCCGGCACUUAUUUAUUCGUCUACUAUGAUGUGGACUGUGGGAAUGGCAAAACAAGACAAUGCACGAAGGAGGUCUUCUGAAGAGACAUGGGAUCAAGCAGAAGGAGCACAGAACCAUGAUGGUGGUUGUUACACUGAGCCAGCCGUUCCUGACAUGAGAAAUUCAAGAACAGACCAUCCAAUCGAUCCUCCCUUAGAGGAGGAGGAAAGAGGCGUCAAAUUGGGCCUUGGGGACUUCAUAUUCUACAGUGUACUUGUGGGCAAAGCAGCCGCCACUGCUAGCGGUGACUGGAAUACAACUCUGGCUUGUUUCGUAGCCAUCCUCAUAGGCCUGUGUUUAACUCUUUUGCUGCUGGCAGUAUUCAAGAAAGCGUUACCUGCCCUUCCCAUCUCCAUCACCUUUGGCUUGAUCUUCUACUUCUCAACAGAUUACCUUGUGCAGCCUUUCAUGGACACCCUUGCAGCCCAUCAGCUAUAUAUUUGAAAAAAAGCAAACAGACCAGUGGUGAUCUUCUCUGGAGUCUUUGCUGUGCAACAGGACAUUUUCCAAUAGAUAUGGUUUUUACACUUAGUGCCAUAUAUUUUUCAGGAAUCCCGGUAAUAACACGUGUGUGAGUCUCUCCUGAGACUCAGUAGCCAGGUCCUUCGAUUUCUGAUGUGAACAAUUUGACCGGGAGCAGGACACACGCAGCCUGAUCCUAUCUGUGUUUACUACUGAUCUCAGUUGGACUUGCUCCCAAGUCAGCUUGCAUAGCAUCGCAGUCCCGAUAACCCUGAGACGCCUGGCCUCCUGCUUUAGUUUAGCGUGUAAAUGAAUGUGAAAAUGCAUUGGUUAUAUUGGCCCAAGGUGAAACAAAAUUCCUCUCCCAGGAGGUCAGCAGAUGAUGAAUGUGAGAUUCCAGUUUGCCAGAGAUGUUGCAAUCGUAGCGAAGAAUAAUCAUGGUUUCGAUGUACUGCUGCACCAGCCUGCUUCCACUGGUGUAACAGGGCCUCUUGUUUCCUCUCCCCGCACCAGGUAUCUCCAAAAUCUGUGCCAGCCCUUCACAGCUGAUUUUGAGGGUGAGCAAGGGGUGGUCUGGAUGGAACAGGAAGUUCAGUUUCAUGUGCCCCUACAGAGCUGCAGCCCCAUAAUAAUAGUACAGUAUGCUUUAAAAAAAUACUACAAAGCAUCUAAAUGGAAUAAAUGAGAGGGUAUUUUUUUUCUGAAAGGGUAUUGGUUAUAUUAGCCCACGGUGAGAAAAAUAAUUCCUUGGCUGGGAGGUGAGUAGUUGGCGAAUUUAAGAUUCUUGUUUACACUACUAAUUUUCAAAAAAAGAGAGUAAUUAUCAUGGUGGUAGUUGUGCAGCACACUUUUUUUUUUAAGUCUGUGAAAAUGCUUCUUUAAAAUAGGCAUACAGCUAAAGUUCAGGGAUUGUGUGGAGGCAAAACUGCACAUGAUUAAUAUGUUGCAGGUUUCCAAAUCUCUGUUUUUUCUUUAAUUGCAGCCGUGGAGGACGGGGUUGGAAUUGCGAUAGAGGGAAGUGGGAAGGGAAGGUUUAUCCUUUCCCUCCCCAGCCAUUAUCAUGGCAAAAUUCAAGGGCUCCAUGCGGCUGUAAGGCUUAAGAAAAUAAUCCCAUUGGCACCAAUGGGACCUCCUCUUCCUCCUCCUGUUUUAUGCUAACCCUCCCAGCUGUGCCAGGGGUGUUUCAUGGAUUUGUUAGCAAAAACGUAUGUGCCGCUUGAUUGUAAUAAAACCUCUGAGUGGUUUACAGGAAA